Prunus mume (Japanese apricot) is the source of this 2010-nucleotide messenger RNA. Its product is annotated as Tetratricopeptide repeat (TPR)-like superfamily protein. Gene Ontology annotation, biological process: RNA modification. NCBI's taxonomy places the organism in Eukaryota, Viridiplantae, Streptophyta, Magnoliopsida, Rosales, Rosaceae. Gene Ontology annotation, molecular function: RNA binding; protein binding. The record is from RefSeq and is a predicted model, not a curated record.
AUGAAGAAUGGGAAAGUACUCACAAUCAGACCGUCCAUGUUCUUCUCACCCCAAAACCAUACGACGCUUGUCCCACCAAAUCCAGUUUUCCCGCUAAGCUAUGUCGCUUCCCCAAUUGCCACCACCCUAGCCUCUUCUCUACAGCACUACAUCAAUUCAGAAAACCCUUCCCAUGGCCAAAAGAUUCAUACCCAUAUUCUCAAAACUGGAUUCAGACCCAAUAUCAAUGUUUCCAUUAAACUGCUUAUACUGCACCUGAAAUGCGGUUCAAUGAAAUAUGCGCGCCAAGUGUUUGAUGAAUCGCCUGCACAAACUCUGUCUGCUUAUAAUUAUUUGAUUGGUGGAUACCUCAAACGCGGGAAAGUUGAAGAAUCGCUUAACUUGGUUCGCAGACUUGUUUUAUCUGGUGAAAAGCCUGAUGGGUAUACGUUUUCUAUGGUCUUGAAAGCCUCUACUUGCGCUGGCAAUGCAGCAUUUCCAUGGAGUUUAGGAGUGGUGCAUGCCCAGAUAAUAAAAUCAGAUGUUGAGCCUGAUGAUGUUCUUUAUACUGUGCUUGUUGACUCUUACAUUAAGAAUGGGAAGGUCGGCUAUGCGAGGACUGUGUUUGAUACGAUGUUGGAAAAGAAUGUUGUAUGUUCAACAUCGAUGAUUUCCGGGUAUAUGAAUCAAGGCUCUGUGGAAGAUGCUGAAGAUAUAUUCAGGAGAACGGUUGAAAAAGAUGUUGUGGUAUUUAACGCAAUGAUUGAAGGUUACAGCAAAUCAACUGAAUAUGCUUGGAGAUCACUUGAAGUUUACGUUGACAUGCAACGGUUGAAUUUCCGACCUAAUAUGUCCACGUUUGCUAGUGUUAUUGGAGCUUGCUCGGUGUUGGCAGCAUUUGAAGUUGGCCAGCAAGUCCAAAGUCAACUUAUGAAGACCGAAUUAUUUUGGGAUAUAAAGAUGGGAAGUGCUCUUAUAGACAUGUAUUCAAAAUGUGGAAGAAUUGAGGAUGCACAGAGAAUUUUUGACCACAUGCCUCAAAAAAAUGUAUUUUCGUGGACUUCAAUGAUCGAUGGCUAUGGGAAGAAUGGAUAUCCUGAUGAAGCACUUGAGCUCUUUAGUAUAAUGCAAAGAGAACACCAAAUUGAACCCAAUUUUGUCACAUUCCUCAGUGCUCUAUCAGCUUGUGGACAUGCUGGUCUGGUUGACAAAGGCCAAGAGAUAUUUGAAAGCAUGAAUAGGGACUACUCACUAAAACCAAGAAUGGAGCAUUAUGCUUGCAUGGUUGAUCUAUUGGGGCGCGCAGGAAGUUUGCAUCAAGCAUGGGAGCUGGCAAUGGGGAUGCCUGAGAAGCCCAACUCCGAUGUUUGGGCUGCUCUUCUUAGUUCAAGUACUCUACAUGGUGAUGUUGAGAUGGCAAGUAUAGCUGCCAAGGAACUUUUUAAGUUAAAUCCGGAUGGUCGGCCAGGUGCAUAUGUUGCAUUCUCUAAUACUUUGGCAGCCGCUGGGAAAUGGGACAAUGUUAGUGAGCUUAGAGAGAAAAUGAAGGUAAGAGGAAUAUCUAAAGACAUCGCCUGCAGUUGGGUUGGCACUGAUAGUGGUUGAUGAUCAGCCCUUUCCCCUGUUUUUGUAGCUCCAAUCCAAAUGCUAAAAUUGAAUUGGUUCACUGAAAACAAAAUAAAAGGUUGACAGUUGAGGACUUUAAAGCCAAUAUAUGCCAACUGGUAGAGCACGAGAUGUUGAAGCUGCAGGGAGCCUCAAGGAAAGUCUAUUAGUUUCUAAGCCUAGUGAACAAAUAAAGGGAGCUGCUGCAUACUGCAAACUCAGCCAGUGGUUAAUGCAAUUCAGGCAAUCGGACUGACUCAGCUUUUUGGGGAGAACGGAAAGCUGCUUAAUUUGGCAAACCAUAACUGAGCUCAGACUCAGAGGUAAUUAAAGCUGUUCUAAUCUUUUACAAGGAGAUAUUUGUUCUGGUGCAGAAAGAAUCGGAUUAUAGUGUACUGUUGAGUAUACCAGUCAAUAGUUGAAGCU